This is a messenger RNA of Aspergillus neoniger CBS 115656, 495 nucleotides long. RefSeq lists its product as uncharacterized. The record is from RefSeq and is a predicted model, not a curated record. Lineage: Eukaryota; Fungi; Ascomycota; Eurotiomycetes; Eurotiales; Aspergillaceae. The coding region runs from base 110 to 388 and encodes 92 amino acids. The transcript has a single exon.
CAGAAAGGAGCCGCUGAUCUGUAGGUACCUGGCCAUAACCUGCGGCGCGGAAUUCUACACCGCAAAGUUGAGCGGCAACUAGUUUCCCUUCAUAUCCUUGUCAGCAUGUAUGACAUGCAAGCACUGGAGACCCGGCCGAGGGUACUUAUGUGCAAUUGUUGUAGCACUCGUGUCCCGCCAUUCCCCGAUUAUUGUGUGCAUCAUGUCGCUCAAAACUGUGGUAUGUCUGAGCGUAGAAUCAGCUCAUGCUUCAUUCGGCAGUUGUUCCAUGAGCCCAGUCGCCACCGCAGUGUUGAAGUAUGAGACUGUAUUGGCGAAAUCAGGACAGAUGGUGACUAUCUCAUGUUGCUUCAGUACCAUAGUGGCAUGUGAAUAUAAGAUGGCAUAAGAUUGAGAUACGGAUCACACCUCUGGAACAUGGCAAUGAGGGUCAUCGCAAGCCGGCCAUGUACCUACCGUCUGACAUCCAUGCCUUAUCCUGUAAUCUUUCGCAUG